AUGGCUCUGGCAUAUAUCCCCUUAAGAGAGCUUGCUCUACCAGACCAUUGCACGCCAACCACUUCGCUCUUGUCCAGCCUUUCCUCACAAUUGGGAAUCUGCGUACCCACUCCUCUGGCUGCGUUGUCGACGCUGCUCGGCACCCUGUCGAUAGUGUCAUGGCUAUUUGCACAGAUGCCUCAGAUAUUCAAGAACUACCGGAUCAAGUCUACUGCUGGGUUGUCGAUAUUCUUCCUAGGCGAAUGGCUACUCGGCGAUUUGACAAACUUGCUGGGUGCCGUGUUCACUAGGCAGGCGGGCUGGCAAAUCAUUAUAGCCAGCUACUAUGUCUUCGUGGAUCUGUGCCUGGUCAUCCAAUACUUCUGGUACAGUCAUUUCGCCAAAUGGAUCUACGAGGAGAGCCUUCACUCGUCUGGAAGCAGCGAUAUCGACGAUGCAGACAGUGCCAUCAUUAAUGGACUUUCUCCAAUCAACACCCAGUUUGGUGACGAUGGCCCGCUUCCUAGAGACUCUGACGACCACUCUUCCAAGCGAUCCACUCCUACGAAUAUUAAUGCGCCCCUCUUUUCCUCUGUGAGCUACGGAGAGAAGAAAGGCUCCGGCACCCAGGACAUCGCCUAUGGCGACAAAAUGGCAUCAAGUUGGUUAGCUUCGCCCUCCCCGCGUACGCUGCUGUAUGCAGCAACCAUGUCGUCGCUCGCUUCCAAUGUAGCAGCCGCCCCUGUCCCCUUCCCUUCGGAUCACUAUGUUCACGGCAUACACCUUCUCCGCGUCGACACGCCUCUCGAAAUUGUAGGAACCAUUUUGUCCUGGUGCUCGACCUUGCUCUACCUUGGCUCACGAUUGCCUCAACUCUACAAGAACUGGCAGCGUCAAUCGACUGCUGGUUUGUCCCCACUCCUGUUCUUCGCCGCUUUUUGCGGGAACUUCUUCUAUUCUGCCUCCAUGAUCACGAACCCGAAUGCAUGGUCAGACUAUAAGCCACAUGGCCACCACGGCUGGGUCGAUGCAGAUGGGAAUCAAAGGUGGGCAUGGGUCGCGAGAGCAGCUCCAUUCUUCCUGGGCGCAGCCGGCGUCCUGUUCAUGGAUGCGAUGAUGGGAGUUCAGUUCAUGCUGUACGGUGAAGAGGAGGAGAGACUUGUGAAAGUCAGGGAUAGCCAUGGCUACAGCCACUGGGAAAGGGUCAGCGGAUGGAUGCGAGGUUGGAUCCCCAGCAUCGCAGGAAAAGAUAAGGUGGUAGACUUGGCUCAGAGCCAGCGGCUAUUAAACGAGAGCGGGCAUCUCAGCAUGAGUCGGCGCAGAAGUCAUCAUCACGUGGAAUACGGUACGGUAGAGUGA
Molecule: messenger RNA, 1338 nt
Organism: Cladophialophora yegresii CBS 114405
Lineage: Eukaryota; Fungi; Ascomycota; Eurotiomycetes; Chaetothyriales; Herpotrichiellaceae
Exons: 1
Coding region: 1-1338 (445 amino acids)
Source: RefSeq, a predicted model, not a curated record